CCUCUCGUCUUAUCUGUCACUCGAUCUCCUCCUGCAAACGUGUAACUAUAGGCAACAGCAAACUAACUCUCUGGUUUCUAAAGGGUUGCUUUCACUCCUGCACCGAUUGUCCUGCUGGUUGAUUUUUCUUUUAACUGUACUGUCAGAAAAUGAGUUCAGAAAUCAUUGUGUCUCGGCCGCAUUAUGACAGCAGAGCUGCAGCCCAAGGAGUCCACCAGAAAAGUCCGCCUUUAGAGCAGGAAGUGCCGCAGGCAUCCUCGGGCUCAGCCACUGCUGGGUUUCGCUCUGCUAAAUACACUCCUGCUGAAUGGUUCUCCAAUUACCAAACCAUCCUUGAACAGGCCGGUACCAACCGCAGAGACGCCCAGAACAUCCAGCAUGAGUCCAGAACCUUGAGCCAGGACACUGAGGCUGGAGCUUUGAAGACCCAGGCCACAGGAACGCGUCUUCUUGGAGAGAGACUCCAGGAGAUCCACUCCUGGAAGUCUGAGCUGCAGCGGCACAUCGAGCUACUGCAGGCCGACACGAAGUCACUGCUGAUGGUGAAGAAGCGACUGGAGAGGGCGCUGGAUGCCACAGAGACUCCUUAUGCCAUCGCCACCGAUAAUUUGACCUGCAGAGCAAGAAGACUGGGAGCAGAGCUGGUCAGAGACACGGUGGAGGAGGAGCUGCUGAAGGAAGUGGACUUGAUCAGGAGCAUUCAGGCUCUUCUGAAGAAAACUGCAGCUCAGGUUGGCACUCAGAUCAAGAGGAACCAAGAUGCCCAACAAACAUUAGAGAUGGACUGGUCUGAUAAGUGUCAGGCCUACAGCUUUGAUGACGCCUGUGGAAGAAACCAUAACAUGAGUCCAGACACACAGCAGCACCCCAGUUCUGCUACCAUGCAGGAGCACGUUUCUACCCCCUCAUCAUGGACAAAGUUUACUCAAGACAACCUGUCAAUAGCCCUGCAGGAGGAUCAUGCUACCAAGAGUCUCAGAAUGCUUGUGGAGCAAAUGCUGCAGGACACCACUGAGGAUCUGAGGGUCCAAUGCGCCAGCGUGGAGCGAGCCUUCAGCCUGCACUGUGAGGACCUUAUUGAGGCCAAGACCCAGCUGGAGAUGACGCUAGCUCAGACUUUGGAGCAAAUUGGUGUCCAGGAGAAGAACAUUGAGGUCCUACAGCGGGCCAUCCACAACAAAGAGGCUCCACUGAGGGUGGCUCAGUCCAGACUCUACCUUCGCUCUCUCAGACCAAACAUGGAGCUCUGCAGGGACCAACCCCAGCUCAGUUUGGAAGGAGAAGUGAGGCAGAUUGAUGCCUCCUUGGAGUCUCUGAAGCAGAAGCUGAGUGAAGCCAGGAGCUCCCUGUCCCAUCUGGAGGAGUCAAGGAUGGCUCUUGAGAAGGACAUAAACUGUAAAACCAAUUCACUGUUUAUUGAGAGGGAAAAGUGCAUGAUUCACCGUAAACGAUAUCCAACUCUCUCAGUACUUUCAGGAUACUGA
Molecule: messenger RNA, 1484 nt
Organism: Xiphophorus maculatus (southern platyfish)
Lineage: Eukaryota; Metazoa; Chordata; Actinopteri; Cyprinodontiformes; Poeciliidae
Product: tektin-4-like
Exons: 7
Coding region: 150-1484 (444 amino acids)
Biological process (GO): cilium movement involved in cell motility; cilium assembly
Cellular component (GO): nucleus; microtubule cytoskeleton; sperm flagellum
Source: RefSeq, a predicted model, not a curated record